GGUGUAUCGAAUCAAUGAUUCGCUUCCUGACAGCACAAUUUUCACUUCGCUUCAACCGUUCGACGUGCAAACUGGUCGUUUUCGUUUCUUAAUUUCGGUUAAAUUUAGUGAUAAUUAAUUUGCUAACACAAUGGUGAAGGAUGAGCCCCUAUCGGACGAGUCCGCCGAUGUGAUUGUGCUUGCAGAUCGCGAGGAAGAUGACAUAUGCGAGCUGGAGCACUUGCGUAAGCUCUUCAUCGGCGGGCUGGCCCCGUACACCACCGAGGAGAACCUGAAGUUGUUCUACGGCCAGUGGGGCAAGGUGGUCGAUGUUGUGGUGAUGCGCGAUGCUGCCACCAAGAGAUCUCGCGGCUUCGGCUUCAUCACCUACACAAAGUCUCUCAUGGUCGACAGGGCCCAGGAGAACCGUCCGCACAUCAUCGACGGCAAAACUGUGGAAGCCAAGCGUGCUCUGCCCCGUCCCGAACGCGAAUCGCGCGAGACCAAUAUAUCCGUGAAGAAGCUGUUCGUAGGCGGUCUUAAGGAUAACCACGAUGAGGAAUGCCUUCGUGAAUACUUCCUCCAAUUCGGGAAUGUAGUCUCCGUUAAAUUGCUUACUGACAAAACCACUGGCAAGCGUCGCGGCUUCGCCUUCGUCGAGUUCGACGACUACGAUGCAGUGGAUAAGGCUAUCCUUAAAAAGCAACAUGCGAUUAAGUACGUUCACGUGGACGUCAAGAAGUCCAUUUAUAACCUGGACAAGAAGGAGAAACAGCAGCCAGGUGGGCUGGCCAACGCCAUCAAGCCGUCGCUCAAUCAGCAGCAGCAACAGCAGGGUGGCGGACAGCAGCCACCUAAUGGCAAUAUGCAGGCACCUAGCUUUCGACCACCAGUGCCGCCACAACAGGCCAUGGGCCCCUACCAACAACAGCCACCACCGGCGCCUAUGUCUGCUCCACCACCAAACUUCAACUACUGGGGACCACCUCCGCCGGCUAUGCCGCCCUACUACCAGCAGCCACCGCCGCAGCAGAUGAACGGCUGGGGUCCAUAUCCGCCGCCGCAACAAAAUGGCUGGAAUGCACCACCACCGCCACCACCGGGUGCCCAGCAGUGGCACGCCAACCAGUGGGGUUGUCCUCCACCAGUGCAACAGGUGCCGCCGGUUGGAGCAGUGCCACCACCCAUGGGUCACAAUGGACCACCGCCGACGGCUCCAGGUAACUGGAACAUGCCGCCCCCAGUGCCGGGUGCAGCUCCUCCAUCCCACCAGCAGCAGUCUUCGCAACAGCCAACACCACAACCAAAUUUCGGCACUGGCUAUCAGCAAAACUACGGAGGCGGACCAUCCAAGCACAACAAUAUGAAUGCAAACCGCAUGAAUCCUUACUCGGCAGGUCCGCCCAACAGCUACCACACUCCUCAACCACCAGCAUAUACGGGCUACAACGCUGGACCACUGCCGCCUAAUGGAAGCGUUCCGCCGCCAACUGGGGCCAAGGCUGUUGGCGUAUCCAAUGGCUCCGUGGCCACUGGAGGCAGUGCCAACAGCAAAUAUCGCCGCUAGAUUGGAUGCUCUUUGGGCGGCUAAAGCUCAAGAAUCAAGACACUCUUUAGUAAGCUCGUUCAUAAGCUAGGCCACACUCGCUUAGAGUUACUAAGCAGGAAACUUAACGCAUUGUCUCUCUAUCAUAGGACAACUAACUACGAUUUUACUGUACACUUAAGCUAUACCAUUGAUUACCCUACGAUUGACCUAAGCUAUGGCAGACUAUAUAUAACUAUUUUAUACAACGUAUUGCGAGGAGCGAGCACUUCUCCAGUUCGAAUUACUCUAGACAUAAUUAUGAAACUCUGUAUCGUAGAAGAAUGCCCAAAAUACGAUACGAAAUUACAACAGGCUCUCUAUUUAAAUCUAAACCUCUCUCUCUAUCUGUAAAACAAGAAGAAGGAUUGUGCAAUGGUGGAGGAUGGAAGAACAAUUGCCAAUCAAGAUCAAUUAAUUAGACAUAAAUCACGGAGCUGUAGCCUGAGCUUAUUGGCCCAAAACAAGUAGUUUAAUCGUAGAUGCCUAUGUAUUACCUAAACCAUUCAAAUAAGAAGAUACGUCCAAACAAAAAAAACACAAGAAACAAGAAACAAGAAUAUAAGAAUCCGGAGCGAAGUCGGAUCCCAAAUCAAAUCAAAUCAUACGCAGGGCUGGCGGGCGUGGCCUUAACUAUUAAUGUACACAAGAGAUGAUAUCAAAACAAAUGUCAAUUUUUACAAGAAGCAAGAAUCGGACACUUAUAUACUGUAUUAAUGUUAAAGGUUUCUUAUCUCGUCGCCCACGAUGUUAAUUCAUAUACUACAUAUAUCUCUUCUUAUUUGUAUAUCAUGACGAACUCAAAGAAGUGUAUAUACCCGAAAAAAAUGCGAAGAAAAUGUAUAUGCUUUCGGAUUAACUAGACUUACGAUUUAUUCUCGACUCUCUCCUAUUAUUAAGCUGUUGUGCACGCCAAGGGCUUUGAAUUGAUCUUUAUAUAUAAUGCAGUACUGAAAUAAGAGAGGUCUAGUCCACAAUUUGCAAGAUUCGUUAUGCUGCAUUAUCGAGAUACAAUUUAUCACUUAACCGAACUCUAUGAAAACCCAUACGCAUAUUUAUUUUAAAUAAAUACAAAUUAAAAACAACACUAUGUAUUUGUUUUAGCUGACGAUAUGUAAGUCUCUUUCUCUUUAGCGAUAGCAUAAACUAUAUUUAGUUACCGUUAUGCCAUUCUAGAUACAAACAAAUAUCGCUCUAAUUUUAAACAUACUCUACUCUACAAAAUACUCUUGAGACAAAGUUAAUUCGUAAGGUAAGUUAGUAACGGAUCUCAUCUAGGAUAAACUAGAGUUUUUAUAAGUGCUCUUAAGUUUCUAACUUAUGUGUAUCUUGUUAUCGAAUCUUUAUUACGCUUUUCUAAGCAAACAACCUAUUUCUUUUCCAAAAAAAAAAUAAACCCCCGGAGCAACGCUGGAGUGGCCUAUUUCAAAAGACCAAGGCUCAAGUUUCCCAUAAACUAUGAGGUACGUAGAAGAGGACACGAUUUAUUUUAUGUGUUGAAAAGCAAGAAACCAAUAAAAAAGAGCUGCCAAAAUCG
Molecule: messenger RNA, 3101 nt
Organism: Drosophila melanogaster (fruit fly)
Lineage: Eukaryota; Metazoa; Arthropoda; Insecta; Diptera; Drosophilidae
Gene: Rb97D
Product: ribonuclear protein at 97D
Exons: 6
Coding region: 131-1546 (471 amino acids)
Cellular component (GO): chromosomal region
Molecular function (GO): RNA binding; nucleic acid binding
Source: RefSeq, marked reviewed